This is a messenger RNA of Acanthopagrus latus (yellowfin seabream), 2720 nucleotides long. RefSeq names its product tyrosine 3-monooxygenase/tryptophan 5-monooxygenase activation protein, epsilon polypeptide 1 (gene ywhae1). Lineage: Eukaryota; Metazoa; Chordata; Actinopteri; Spariformes; Sparidae. The record is from RefSeq and is a predicted model, not a curated record. Gene Ontology annotation, cellular component: cytoplasm. The transcript is spliced from 6 exons. Gene Ontology annotation, biological process: signal transduction. Bases 313 to 1080 code for a protein of 255 amino acids.
AAACUCAAAAGUGGAUUUAAUGGUAUUUACGGGCACACAGUGAUCAUCCUUACUGCUCCUCAGUUAGGAGAAUAUAAAUGAGUGGGGACGUAUCAGAGCUGGUGAUUCAUGUGCGUAUGUGCAGUACGCGGAUGAGACUGGUCGCCAUCUUUACUCCAUCCAAGCACAGUGCUGCUGCCGGUGGGGCGGAACACCACUCAUCGACCCCGUUGAUUUCUAGGAACCGCCGAUAGACCUGACACACCACCGUGUCUUACGCUGACGAAAUAUCGCUUCCACUAGUUCGCUACUGUACCUGCAUCUCGAUACACAAUGGGAGAGCGAGAGGACUUAGUUUAUCAGGCAAAACUCGCCGAACAGGCAGAGCGAUAUGACGAGAUGGUGGAGUCUAUGAAGAACGUGGCAGGCAUGAACCUGGAGCUCACAGUGGAGGAGAGGAACCUACUAUCGGUGGCCUACAAGAAUGUGAUCGGAGCUCGGAGAGCUUCCUGGAGAAUAAUCAGCAGUAUUGAACAGAGAGAAGAGAGCAAGGGUGGAGAAGAGAAACUGAAGAUGAUCAAGGAAUACAGGCAAAAGGUUGAGGAUGAGCUGAAUGACAUCUGUCGUGACAUUCUGGAAGCACUGGAUAGUCACCUACUCCCUGCUGCUGUCAUGGGAGAAUCUAGAGUCUUCUAUAACAAAAUGAAGGGUGACUACUACAGGUAUCUGGCAGAGUUUGCCACUGGCAACAGCAGAAAGGAGGCAGCAGAGAACAGCCUGGUGGCCUACAAAACUGCGACUGAUCUAGCUACAGCAGAGCUGCCUCCCACACACCCCAUCCGCCUUGGCCUCGCCCUCAACUUCUCCGUCUUCUACUACGAGAUCCUCAACUCGCCUGACCGUGCUUGCAGGUUGGCAAAGUCUGCGUUUGAUGAAGCCAUCACAGAACUGGACUCACUGAGUGAAGACAGCUACAAGGACUCCACACUUAUCAUGCAGUUGUUACGUGACAACCUGACACUAUGGACUUCAGAUAUGCAGGGAGAGGGUGAAGAACAGAACAAAGAGGCACUGCAAGACGUUGAGGAUGAGGCCCAGUGAGACUAUGCCACCAACAGCAAACAACUUGAGACCCUCCUCACACUCCUCCCCUCCCCACCUUUGUCCUCCUACACCUUCCAACUCAUCUUCCCUCCCUGCUCUUCACCUCCCUCUUCCUCUUCCUCCUCUCUCCUCCUUUUCCUUUCUUCCACCUCUGCAGCUUCAUGACCCAACAGGGCCAGGAGUUAACAAGUUUAUUUUUCUCUUCUUUUUUAUUUUUAUAUUAGCCCUUACAUCAUUCAAGUAAAUACCACUUAAUUGAGACAGGAAAUAUAAUGUUAGAAAGCUAAAGAGAGAGUCCCUGGAUUGUUUUUGUUUGUUUUUUUUGUCCUGGUACAAGCAGUUCUGACAUGUUAUCAUUGUUUUCAUUAUUGUAUUUUUGUUAUUUUGCUUUUUUCUCAAUAUUUUUAUCAGUUGCUGGAUGUAUUGAGAAUUUUUUUUCUUAAUGUAAUUACAGAAAUUAACUUUUAUUACUGAUAAUGUUGACUCUUAGUUAUGGGAGCUAUUUUAUCUCAGUUUUUAGUGAAAUGUCAUGCAAAUCAUUUUACCUUUUUAUGGGCAGUUUGGAAAACUACAAGUGCCCUUUUUGUUAACUUAGGUUUUCAGAGGAAGUUGGCAAAAUUCGCGAUAUCCAUGUGGGGCAAAGAAGUGCUUAACUUUUACACCAUAGUGAUUCUGUCAUCAUGUUUUUGUAGUUGUCCUUGGACUGUACUUUUGUGCUGAAAUACUGUAACUGUGCACACAUGCUGAGUCUCUGAUGGUUGAAUUAUUGCUAGCUGGUGGUGGCUUAAAAGGAAAAAAAAAACGUUGGAGAUUUUAUCACUUGUGUAGGAAAAAAAACAAAAAAAACAAACAUGUCUCAAUGUGGCCCCGCUCCUCGACAGAGAGCCAAAAAAAAACAUUUGAUUGUCUGUGCUUGCAUGAGUUAACACAUUGUUUUCUGCUGCUUCUCCUCUACUUUUCACUAGUGCUCCUCUCGGUUCAGAGGUUUUCUUUCUUUGCUGUUUCCUUUGUUUCUCUUCCUGUUUUGUUUCAUUAUGUGUAACUUGGAGCUGAUUUGUACUACUGGAUAUCUGACUGAAGCCACAGACAGGGAAUCUGUAUUGUUCUGACUGAAACACAGCAUGGAAUUAACAUUAAAUAAUCUAAAUUAAACAUUACAAACUGACUUGUUGCUUUUAAUUAUUUUAUUUGCCUUAAGAUGACUGUGAUUUUGCCGCUCAUUGUUAAAUGGAUAAAUAUAAUCUGUGGAACUGUUGUAGCUCUUGUAGGCUGUUGAAAUUAGCGUUUGAAACUUGUUAGGAGUUUUCUAUAUGAACACAGAUGUUUCUUCAGGAACUGAAAAGCAUUCAUCUCAGUACCUCCAAGCUUAGUUGAACCUCAGCACAGUCCCACACACAGAGCAGAUGUUGCUACUGGGAUGGGAGGUGGAAACUGAGUGUAAUCAUAAAUGUAUCUGUUAUCGCUGUAGUGUUUGAGAGACAAAUGCAAUGUUAAUGCCUGUGGUCCUGCCAUGACACUUGCUGCUGCUGCUGCUACAACUGUCUGCAGCUGACGGGGGUGAAGGAUGUCUACAGAGUCAUUCUCAACAUGUUCACAACAAUGUUUCUGCAUGGCUUACAUUAAAAUUGUUUCACCAG